Protobothrops mucrosquamatus (brown spotted pit viper) is the source of this 2180-nucleotide messenger RNA. It is a transcript of the gene RAI2, whose product is annotated as retinoic acid induced 2. NCBI's taxonomy places the organism in Eukaryota, Metazoa, Chordata, Lepidosauria, Squamata, Viperidae. The transcript has a single exon. The record is from RefSeq and is a predicted model, not a curated record. Gene Ontology annotation, biological process: animal organ development. Bases 167 to 1786 code for a protein of 539 amino acids. Gene Ontology annotation, cellular component: nucleus.
UGCAAAUGUUAUUUUAAGCAAAGGAUUUAUGCAUUGCUUAAAACAUGUCUCUGUUUUGCAGACCAGAUAGUGUUGAUGUGGAUACUUUGGGCAGCCUGGAGAUAAAGUGGAUGUCAGUGACAGCUAUGUAAACUACAAUUCUGCAAAGCUCCAGAAAUCCUAUAUAAUGGAGGAACUAUAUAAGGACACACAGAACCUACCCAUGGAUGUUACCACUUCACCCUCCGCUAUUGCUAACAACAAAUUAGAAAAUGGAGUAGCCCAGCUGAUAACAGCGGAAGCCUGGAAUAUCAAUUCAUCAGAUCUGAUGAAGAAAGCACUUUCACCACUUGUAACUAUGCCUGCUCCAUCAAUAUUAACACCACCAGCAGAAUCCCAAAGUGGGGUUGCUCUCAAAGUAGCUGCCACCGUGCUUCAGCCAAUUUGUUUAGGAGACAGUCCUGUGGUUCUUCCAAUACAUUUGCAAGUAGCAGGAAGCACUACUCCUCAGAUUGCUCCCAACAGUAAUACUCCAUAUGUUAUGACCACCCAAGGCCCAGUCCCACUGCCUGUUCUUUUAGAGCAGCAUGUAUUUCAGCAUUUAAAUUCUCCAUUAGUAUUACCUCAGAGUUCACCAUGUGCUCCCAAUUCCAUUCAUAGCAAUCUGUUUCAAGGUUCUGCUGCUCCUAUUGGAAAUCCCCAACUGUUAGAUCAAAAACCUUCCAAUCCAACUCAAGAUCCUGUCCUGCCCCCUGUAUUUCAGACACCAGGAUUUGCUGCUGUGUUACAAGACCUCUUUCCUACUCAAGGAGCUUUGAGCUCUUCACCCUAUCAGUCAUCUCCAGAAUGUCCUCUUCCAUCUCAGCCCUUCAGUUCUCCUUUGUCUCCAUUGGUGCCCCCAGCCACCUUAUUGGUGCCAUAUCCUGUGAUUGUGCCUUUGCCAGUCCCAGUCCCUGUCCCUAUUCCCAUUCCCAUCCCAGUUCCUCAUGGCGUUGAAUCUAAGGUUAACUUAGACUACUCCAAACCAGCUGCUUCCUUCGUUUUGCAUUCAUGCAAAGGUACCCAGACUCCUUUGGAGAAGGAAGAAACUAAACCAUGUGAUUUUAUCCACCCCAGAGGAAUUUCUCAGUUGAAUCGGCACACUGUCAUUAAGAUGAGUAAUGAAAUUGAAGUCCUUGAUCUUUCUAUGAAAACAGCUCCUUCCCUUAAGGAAAACUAUGUUAGUUGCCAGAAUGCCCCCAAUGAUAGUGCUUUGGACUUGUCAGUUACAUCUUUUCCGAAAAUGAACAGUAUUGAGACAACAAACUUGAGCUGCUCUGGGUCCAUGAUGGACAGAACUUCUCAUUCGGUGGCAAAUAAACCUCAUGACAUCCCAACCAAGGUUGAAAGCAGAGUGAUCAGUUCCAGCUCAUCUGAACUCCUAAGACAACAGUCCAAAUGGCUGGUGGAUCAGAAUAUUGCAACUUGUGAACCCACAACUGGCAAUAAUAUAGAAAUUGUGAGCACUUCACAGACAGCCAAGGUGAUAGUUUCUGUCAAAGAUGCAGUACCAACUAUUUUCUGUGGUAAGAUUAAAGGCCUCUCAGGGGUUUCCACUAAGAACUUUUCCUUCAAAAGGGACAUGCCUCAGGACUCAGGGCUGCAAUGUUACGAUGUGAAGAAUCAGCCUGAAGUCCAGGAUAAUGCAGAAGCUCUUAGAAAACCUAUCAAAAACAGGAAUGUCAAGUUAAAGAAAAUGAACUCGCAAGAAAUACACAUUCUUCCUAUUAAAAAGCAGCGACUUGCAGCCUUUUUUCCAAGAAAAUAAUUUAUGAAGUUUUAGAAUUUUUUAAGGUAUAAUAAUUAUAAGUACUGUAAUGAUGCACUUCAUUUUAAAUUACAUUUAAAUUUUAAACUAUAUUUAAGUUAUUUCAAGAUGGAGGAUUAAAGAGUGGGUGGGGUAGGGAAGACAGAAGAAUAUAUCUUGAUAUAUCUUUCCAAUCAAUGCUUCCCUCCUCACCAUGUUUUGUCCCAACUUUUCAUUAAAGUAAAUAAAAAGCAACAUAUUUUUCAAGUGGAUUGCACAUUUUCAGCUUUAAUGGAAUACAAUGAAUGAGCAAGUCAGAGGAAUAAGAGCUAUUUUCACUGCCAUAAAGUGCUUUGAUGAUGUAAUUCUGAGCAGUAAGUAGAAUGGAACUUUCAGAAUAAAUGUUUGUAUGUGU